AUGCUUACUGCCAAGCUCCAACAUGUAAAUCUUGUCCGAGUUUUGGGUUUUUGCAUUGACGAGGAAGAACAAAUACUCAUCUAUGAAUACAUGCAAAACAAAAGCUUAGACUCUUACCUUUAUGACCCUAUUAGACGCUUUAUUUUGGAUUGGAAAAAGCGUGUGCAUAUUAUUGAAGGAGUUACUCAAGGGCUUUUAUAUCUCCAAGAAUAUUCAAGAUUUACUAUUAUUCAUCGAGAUUUAAAAGACAGUAAUGUCUUAUUAGAUCAGGAAAUGAAACCCAAAAUAUCAGAUUUUGGGAUGGCCAGAAUAUUUGCAAAAGAUGAUCUUGAAGCAAAUACAAGUUGCAUUGUUGGAACACCUGGUUAUGUCCCUCCUGAAUACAUCCAAAAGGGUAUAUACUCGACUAAAUCCGAUGUUUAUAGCUUUGGGGUUUUACUUUUACAAGUCAUCAGUGACAAACGGAUCUCCUUGUUAUAUGGUCCAAAUGAGGGACUGAGUCUUCUUGACUACGCAUAUGAGCUAUGGAAAGAUGGUAAAGGCAUGAAGUUAAUGGACGAAUCACUAGACGAUACAUAUUCGUCUUUUAAACUAAUGAGAUGCUUGCAAAUAGCACUUUUAUGUGUUCAGGAAAAUCCAGUGGAUCGACCAUCCAUGUUGGAAGUCUACACGAUGCUCAAAAAUGAAAACAAGAAUAUGACGAUUCCAAAGAAGCCUGCUUUCUCGAAUCAAAACAAACCAAAAAAAUCUACAAGACAGUUGGAAGGUUAUUCAGGGAGUACUUCAUCCAUUAAUGAUGUAACAAUUACAGAUCUUGCAGCCAGAUGA
Molecule: messenger RNA, 828 nt
Organism: Pistacia vera
Lineage: Eukaryota; Viridiplantae; Streptophyta; Magnoliopsida; Sapindales; Anacardiaceae
Product: cysteine-rich receptor-like protein kinase 10
Exons: 4
Coding region: 1-828 (275 amino acids)
Biological process (GO): protein phosphorylation
Molecular function (GO): protein kinase activity; ATP binding
Source: RefSeq, a predicted model, not a curated record